Molecule: messenger RNA, 1860 nt
Organism: Patella vulgata (common limpet)
Lineage: Eukaryota; Metazoa; Mollusca; Gastropoda; Patellidae
Product: HAUS augmin-like complex subunit 2
Exons: 6
Coding region: 26-700 (224 amino acids)
Biological process (GO): centrosome cycle; microtubule nucleation; spindle assembly
Cellular component (GO): mitotic spindle microtubule; HAUS complex; centrosome
Source: RefSeq, a predicted model, not a curated record
UUUUGACCUCGACAAAUACUAGAAUAUGGCAUCAUUCAGCUAUUCCGAACCUAAUCACAAUCCUUGGAUCAACGAAGACAAGUCUUUGACAUCGAUUAAGAAUGCCCUUAUCUUAGGAGAAAAAACUGGACAUAUAAGAAAGAGGUAUGACGAUGACUCAUGUGAUGAAUCAAGCAGUAAUUUUGAUGAAGAAGUACUCCCAUCACUGAAACUAAUCUCUGUUCAACGAGAAAUCUCAAAAAAAAGAAGAGAAUUAAAUGAAGUAAAACUUCAGAUACAGAAGAGAAUGCAGGAUAAAGAAACUCAUGAUAUUACACAUAUAGAUAAACUUGAGAGCAAGAUACAACAAGUAAAAGAAUUAAAUAAUCACCUUCAGUCUAUAUUAUCAUGUAAAGAUCAGGUAGUCAAUAGACUACAACAACCUCUUGUUGGUGAUUAUAUUAAAAUAGAUGCUGCAUAUCAUAGAUAUGUAAGUGAGUUAUUUCCUUUGGUCACACCAUUACUGGGAGAUUUGAAUAUGCAUUUAGAUAAUAUCAGUUGGAUAAAAUCAACCAAUUUUCCCAAAGGAAGAACAAAAUUGGAAAGUGUACUAACAGAGUUAUCUAGUGCCAUUGCUGGUUUACAGUCACAGUAUCAAGCACUGUGUCAGUUGAGAAAAGGGAUGAAUGAUAUGUAUAAAGCAAGUGCUAAUAAUAGAUGACAAGCUAGAUUUUAAUAUAAAGUCUUAACCCAUAAAUUAUUUAUUAAUAAGUUUCUCAGAAAAUAAAUUGUCCAUUUGAUUGUGAGUCGAGGAGAAUCUGAUUAAAACACAGAUCCUAUUUAGUUUCAGUUCUUAUAAAUCAAAAUUUUGUUUUACUUGUCUAGUAUUUUCCCCAACCUAUUCUUCGAACAUCGCAGCAUGUGUAGGACGUUAUAUUACGUCUGGUCGAGGAAAUCUAAUUGAGGGGAGACAACUCUAUUUACCGUUAGUUUUAUAUGCUUUUGGACUACAAACUAAAGGUCCAAAAAUGACGUUUUUCGUCAAAUUAAUUACACAAUAGGGGUUAGUUAACGUUUUAAAAUCUACACAGUUAAGGGGUUAUAAAUAACCUGCAUGCUGGAUGAUGUGAGAGAUUAGUCUGUUGAGUUGAGUUCUUAUCGGGUAGCACUGUUGGUAGACAUUCACAGCAAAGGAAAAUACAAAGGAAAAUUUGUAUUAACAAAUAGCCAAUUGGUUAAUCGAAUGAAAGACUUCAUCUUAUUCACAAGUCACUCACUAACACCUGAUUUUAACUCUUCAUGGUUAUUACCUGCUGGACUAACAAGGAAAGGGUUGUCAAGUCAUUGAGUGGUAUGAAAAAACAAGGUACACUCAUAUGCACACUGGAAUGCACAUGAAAUAUCCCUUGAGGCGGAGAAUCUGCUCCCCAGGCAAAAUUCUUCUCCCUUGCAUUGCACAUGACCAUAUUUUGUUAAUUUCUAUCAAAUUCUAAUCAAAAUAACACAUCAGAUCAACCCAAAUCAACACGUUAUUUCUCUUAAUCAGCUCGGUUGAUAUAGAAAAGUAAGACAUUAAACAUUUAUCAAAUUUAUUUUAUGUCUACAUAAAUACUGAAUUUAAAUGCCUAAAAAUUAUUAUCACUAUUCAUUUUUCUUUUGUUUUAUUACUUUCUUGAUAUCUGAAGAUAUAUAUUGUGUAUAAUAUAUUUUGUUUCUAAAUAUACAUACACGUACAUAUUUACAUUAUAAUAAGUUCAUUUAUAGUAUUUACUGUUUUGUUAAACAAUUAAGAUGUCAUGAAAGUAAUGCGACCUGAAGAAGGCGGAGGUCAUAAAUGUGUCGGGAAAGUAAAGGCCCAACACAUUUAAGACAAACAACAAA